GAGGUCGCUUGGCUGUGAUUGGUUCCAUAUUUUUCUCUGAUUUCCGAGUGUUAGGCAAUGGUGGAUGCUUUUCUGUAUAAUUUCUUGGUCUGAAAUCCGUCAACGUUAUUCAGUUUAUUCCCUGCGUCGUUACUGUACAUUACAUGCCUUCCAUCUCCCAUGACUUGCCUAGGUGGACUUCUUCUUUAAUUGCAAAUGGAAUAAUUCUCGUGUUUGAGCCAUGCGUUGAUUCUUCUUGAUGGUUAGUCGUGAAGAAUCACAAUCUUCUCGUGGCUUUGCCCCUCAAAAUAUGUGAGUUAUCGUGUCUACAAUAUCUUGGACGUCAGGGUUAGAGAAGAAUAAGGAAACCAAGGCUUCGCAUUCAGCGAGGAUUAAUCACGAGAUUACUGUGGAGAAUUCUUGCCGUCACGGCCCGAACUUCUUGCAUCUGUGGCGUUUGUACGUACUGAAUAGGAAGCUUGAAGCACGGUGUGUAUCCGUCAGCCGACACAAUUGAGUGCUACCGAAGCUUUGUAGCGUGCUGGCGACAGAGAGAUUGGUUUAUCAGGCUUGUUUAAGGGAGUAGUCUUCUUGAUACAUGCUGCGCAUCAGAUUCUCGUUUAGUUCUUAGUGCUGACAAUAGAGAUUCAAGUCUUUUCGCUGAGAUUCUCAGAGAUUCUCAACCUUUCCAGUUUAUCCUGGGUCAUUUCUGUGCAAGGGCGCUCUGGCUUUUCCUCAUAAUGCAUUGACGAACAGACGUAGAAUGUAGACGCCGCUCAGUCCGGGAAAGUCUGGAAUGUGUUGUCUUUGUUGUGACAGUCGUAACUGGGUGCAGCAGAUAUCUGAGAUAUUCUUGUCUCGAUUUAAAUUAGCUUGGCGCCUGCUUGUUCCGUGAGUACGGUUGAGGGAAUGUGCAUUUCGCGCACCUCGGAGACUCGCCAAAUUGUUCCGGUUUAGAUUUGAAAUUUUGGCUCUACAUCAAACCGUCUUCGAAAACAGAGGGCCUGCGCAGCUCUAAUCUUGUAAUACAGCAGAGGAACGUAGCGUGUCUUGAAUUUAACGUAUAGAAAUUGCCGCAGGUAUGUCUGCGACGGAGGAGCUUUAUCCUCUUCCGGACCGUAGCCAAGUUUUAAUCCCGAUGGAGUUCUGGCCGGAGUUUCUUGCGAACACCACCGGGACCGAGUUCCUUGCUGGAGGAAUGGGGGGAAUGGCAGGAGUUAUCGCGGGCCAUCCGUUGGAUACUGUAAGAAUUCGGUUACAACAGCCGCGGCUAAUGGGAUCUAUGACGCCAACCACUGCGACAGGACUCAUUAAGCACAUUGUUUCAACCGAGGGGGCUAUGGCACUGUUCAAAGGCAUGGCAACACCCCUGGCCACAAUAGCCUUUCAGAAUGCAGUCGCUUUCCAAGCCUACGCCCUCUUCUCUCGAGCCUUAUCUGAUCGUACAAGCCAAGAGGCUCUCUCGUAUAGGAAUGUGGCUAUUGCAGGUAUAGCAGCAGGUACCAUACAGACGGGCAUAUUGACGCCUGUAGAUUUGAUAAAGAUAAGAUUGCAAAUAGCCACGGAUCGUCGGGCCCAAAGGAAAACUUUGCAAUCUCCCCAAGCUGGACCGCUUGGACUUGUCCGGAAUAUUAUGCGUAGAGAAGGUAUUAAAGGGUUGUAUCGCGGCUGGACGGCUACGGUAAUCCGAGAUGCACCUAGCCAUGCAGUAUAUUUCGGGACCUAUGAGUACAUGCGAGAGCUGCUGCAUCCCGGCUGCAGAACGAAUGGUGAAGAGUCCUUAUCAACAAUGCUCGUGUCUGGAGGUUUGGCCGGAUCUCUGAGUUGGUUGUGUUGUUACCCUUUAGACGUUGUAAAAUCAAGACUUCAAGCUCAGUGUGCAGGUGGCGCUCCUCCUCAAUAUAAAGGUAUUAUCGACUGCAUCCGCACCAGUGCUAGUCAAGAAGGCAAUGGAGUGUUUUGGCGUGGCUUGGGACCUUCAUUAGCUAGGGCCUUUUUGGUAAAUGGAGCUAUCUUUUCUGCAUACGAAUUGUCCUUACGAUAUCUUACUCCUCGUUCUCCUAAAGACGAUCUAGGGUUCCAACCUAUGUCGUGAAUACUGGGCCUUUGGAAAUUGUACUGAGAAUAGUAUAAGGGGUCGUGCGAAGCAUGAUGAAAGAGAUACAACCUUUUAAUUUCGAAAUAGUUUGAAGGUGAGUCUAUCAGGUGGGUAGCAUCAAAGUUGGUUGAAUAGUUUUCAGGUUUAGGAUAUUUCUUGCAAUGUACAUUAAAUUUAUAUUUAAUCCUUCAGGACAAUGCCUGUCAGAGGAUACAUCAAUACGUGGUUCUAACAUUAUGCAAGCAAUGUGGAUCGUAUUUUUCAUCAGAAGCCAGGUCUCGUAGCUCUGCUCAUGAAUCGUGAGAGUGCUCAUGUGUACAUUGUUUCAUACCCUGAUAAUGAAGAAGAAACAGGUUUUUAACCAUUUGAUGGUUUGUAUUCCAGAACUC
Molecule: messenger RNA, 2466 nt
Organism: Physcomitrium patens
Lineage: Eukaryota; Viridiplantae; Streptophyta; Bryopsida; Funariales; Funariaceae
Product: mitochondrial arginine transporter BAC2
Biological process (GO): transmembrane transport
Molecular function (GO): transmembrane transporter activity
Source: RefSeq, a predicted model, not a curated record